AUGUUCUCCUCCAAAUUCCUUAGUGGGGCAAACCCCCUCAAUGCUGUGUCUUCGGCUGUAAAUAAGUUUGGUUUGUUUGGAGAUGAUAGUGAGGGGGAUAAAAAAUCACCUCCUCAGCAGGGACAGAAGCAAUCUGGACAGCAGAAGCCAGUAGCAGGCUCUGGAAAAGACCAGCAGCAGCAGCCGCAUCCCCAUAAACCAGGCCAGACCCCCCCUAUGCAAAAGACCCAACAACUUCCCAAGCAAGGUUCACCGCAGCUGCAUGGGAAUGGAAAAACAGGCCCCUCAAACAAACCUGCUGGGCAACAAACAGCUUCAAAGACAGGUACACAGCCUGAAGUCCAGCAUAAAGGAGAACCCCUCAAAAAUCAGCCUAUACAGCAAAGUUCACCUAAACCUGGAGAUCAACAGCAAAUGAGGAUGCAACAAAAAAGCCCUGCUCAGACUGGUGCACAGAAACAAGAACCUGCAAAGACUGGGGUACAAAGAUCAACAAAGGUUGAGCCUGAGGUUGGAAAACAACAGCAGGGAUCACCAAAAAUGGGACAGCAAAAGGAUGACCCGUCUAAGGUAGGACAAGAGCAGAAAGGAAUCAGGACCACAUCCCAACAGCAGCCCCCUGAUAAGCAUGGUCCUCAUCAACAAGGCAGUAAGGGACCUGGUGCAUCUGACAUGACACAAGCAGGGUCUUCAUCACCUGGAACAACCAAAGCAAGAUCUCAGCCAGCAGCAGUAGUGAAGUCUCUCUGCCCAGUGUGUAAAACAACAGAACUUAGAAAGGAGCCAGCUAACCAUAAAAUCUGUACGCAAUGUAAAAUGGAUGUGUGCAGCUUGUGUGGCUUCAGCCCUCCAGACUCUGAUAGAGCUCAAGGAUCUUCUGAACCACCAGGACCUCCCAUGAAAAACCCUACACCCAACAAAAUUUCUGGUCCUCAAAAACAGACACCAUCACCUGCCGAGCCUGUCAAAAAAGAAAUGGCAGCACCAGGUUCACCUCAGAAAGUUCAGUCUAAAUCAACAAAAGUGCCAGAAACAGGAGAAGCUGCUAAAGGACCGGAGGGUAAAAAAAAAGCCAGUCCAGCACCUGUUCAGAAAAUGACACCUGAGCCCCAGAGAGCAGGGUCUCCUAAACCACACCAAACUCAUCAAACUGAACGCAAGCAAAGCAGUGCCACCCCAGCACCCCAGCAGCAGUCAGGAGGUUUAUUCAGCUUUGGCGUUACUAAAACUGAAACUGCAAAGACAGAAGAAUCAGUGACUGGAAAGAUGUUUGGUUUCGGUUCGUCCAUUUUUAGUUCUGCAUCUAAUUUGAUAGCUUCAGCGGUCCAAGAUGAGGCAAAAACCACACCACCGGUUUCUCCUAAAAUGCAAUCUACAAAGGAGACCAAGCAACCUUCUGUCCAAAAGUCAGAGCAAGACAAGAAACAAGAUCAGCCUCAACAAGCAAAGGUUCAUCAAGCUGGACAGUCAAAAGUAGAAAAAUCUCUGCCAGUGACUCCAAAGACAGCAGCAACUUCCCACAGUGCAGCUACAGCAGGCCAGUCCACCUGUCCUCUCUGUAAUAUGGGGCUCAACAUCAGCUCGAAGGAGCCGCCGAAUUACAACACCUGCACUGAAUGCAAAAGCAUUGUCUGCAAUCAAUGUGGUUUUAACCCCAUGCCAAAUGUUAACGAGGGAAAGGAGUGGCUAUGUCUAAACUGCCAGGUGAAACGAGCUGCUGGAGGAAUUGAACCUCAAAUUGACACAUCUUUGGGCAAAGCUUUUAAAAAGACUUCUCCAGUACCGCCUGCACCACAGAAGACUAAUGCACCAGGCUCUCCCCAGAGAAAAGUAUCAACAUCAGCAGCACAACCAGCAAAGGCUAAAGAACCAGACAGUCAAAAGGCAGUCAGCCCAACUCCUGGUCAGACAAUACCGAAGACGGAACCACAGCAGAUGAGUCAAACUGCAGAAAAGCAGGAAAAUAUCCCUAAAGCUGCACAGCAAGAGUCAGGAGGCUUCUUUGGUUUUGGCGGUCCUAAAGCUCAGCCUGAUGCUGCAAAGCCUGUAGAGUCAGUGACUGGGAAAAUGUUUGGUUUUGGUUCCUCCAUUUUCAGCUCUGCAUCUACUUUGAUUACCUCAGCUGUUCAAGAUGAACCCAAAAGUACUCCACCAGUUUCUCCCAAGAUGUCUGCUGCAAAGGAUUCUAAAUCUCCCACUCCUAAAUCUCCUCUUCCAGUCAAGAAACUGCAAGAAGAGAUAAAAACAGAAGAGCCAGAGAAAGCCAAGGGACCACCAUCAGUACAGCCAAAAGCAGACAGACCAUUGUCAGAGCCACCAAAGAAAACAUCAGCUUCACCAGUUGUUUCCAAGGCAGGACGGUCUACCUGCCCCCUCUGUAAAUUGGAACUUAAUGUGGGCUCUAAAGAUCCUCCCAACUACAGCACUUGUACUGAGUGCAAAAACACUGUCUGCAACCAAUGUGGAUUUAAUCCUAUGCCAAAUGUUAAGGAGGUGAAAGAGUGGUUAUGUCUCAACUGUCAGAUGCAGAGAGCACUAGGAGUAUCUGAACCUCCAGGAACCCCCAUGAUGAAACUACAGGCCUCACCGAGUAAAGUCACUGCACCUGACACUGCCCUAAAAAAGGAAACCCCCCCAGUGGAUAAACUUCAAAAGAAAGACGAUGUGACAUCUACUGAAUCUAAAUUAAAGGAAACCUCUCCAUCAAACUCACCUCAGAGGAAACCACAAAAACCAGGAGAGCAGCUGGCAAAGACUGAAGAUUUAAAAGGAUCUGAAAGUCAGAAGCAGGCCAGCCCAGCUUUUGGUCAAAAAAAUGCACAGCAAAGCCAGAAGACGGGUCCUCAGAAACCACCAGACCAGAUGAAUCAAGCAGGAAUCAAAAAGGGUAGUAUUACUUCAACACAAGGGGAAUCUGGAGGGUUCUUUGGCAGUCCCCCAGCUCAACCUGAUUCUGCAAAGCCCCCUGAAUCACUGGGUGGAAAAAUGUUUGGUUUUGGUUCCUCAAUCUUCAGCUCUGCAUCCACUUUAAUAAACUCAGCUGUGCAAGAUGAAUCCAAAAAGACACCACCGGUUUCUCCCAAGAUGUCUUCUGCAAGAGACUCCAAAUCUCCCACUGUCAAGAAACUGGGACAGGAGAAAACAUCAGAGCAAUCACAAAAAGACAAAGGUUCACCAUCAGUACAGCCAAAAGCAGACAAACCUCCACCCAAGAUAUUAUCUGCUGUGCCUGUUGUUUCCAAGGCAGGCCAGUCUACUUGUCCUAUUUGUGAAUUGGAACUCAAUGUGGGCUCUAAAGACCCCCCCAACUACAACACCUGUACCGAGUGCAGAAACACUGUCUGCAACAAAUGUGGAUUUAAUCCUAUGCCAAAUGUUAAGGAGGGGAAGGUGUGGUUAUGUCUCAACUGUCAGAUGCAAAAAUCAGCAGAGCAGCCAGCAAAGCCACAGCAAAGCCAAAAGACAGGUCCUCAGAAACCACCAGAACAGAAAAAUCAGACUGAAUCACUGGGUGGAAAAAUGUUUGGCAUUGGAACCUCUAUCUUCAGUUCUGCAUCCACUUUAAUAAACUCAGCUGUUCAAGAUGAAUCCAAAAGGACACCACCAGUUUCUCCCAAGAUUCCUGCCUCAAAGCCUAGUGAAUCACCUUUUGUUCAGAAACAUGAGCAGGAUAAGAAGCAAGAGCAAGUUCAGCAAGCCAAAACCUCUCCUUUGCUACAAGCCAAAGUAGAGAAAGAGCCAGCUUCACCAGCUGUUCCCAAGGUGGGCCAAUCUGCCUGUCCACUCUGUAAAAUUGAACUCAACUUUGGUUCAAAGGAACCUCCCAACUACAACAAAUGCACUGAAUGCAAGAACACUGUCUGUAACCAAUGUGGAUUCAAUCCAAUGCCAAAUGUGUCAGAGGUAAAAGAAUGGUUAUGCCUCAACUGUCAGAUGCAGAGAGCUCUUAGCACAUCUGAACCCACAGGACCUCCUGUGAAACAGCUUCAUAGAGAUGCAAAAGUUUCUCCAUCUGCUUUACGUCAGAAAACAGCAGUUACUAAUCAAGUGGAAACUAAAAAGGAACAAAUAAAAUCAGAUGCAUCUUCUAAGGUGGAGACUCCAGUGCCUGAUACACUUCAAAAGGAGAGAGCCACACUAGGCUCUCCUCAGAAGACACGAUCCACAGCAGGUCCACCUUCAUCUAAGGAUGCUAAAGGACCAGAAAGUGAAAGACGACCUAGUCCAACUCCUGGUGAGAAAAAGCCUCUUGAUAUUCCAGUUCCAUCGGGCCCUGAGAAACCAACUGACCGCGUGAGUCAACCUGGACAAAGACAGAGUAAGGUCACCCCAAAAAAACAGGAAGAGUCUGGAAACUCAAUAGGAUUGAGUGGUCCUAAAAUGGUGACUGAUGCUUCAAAAACAACAGAAUCCAUCAGUGGAAAGAUGUUUGGUUUUGGUUCUUCCAUUUUCAGCUCAGCAUCCACUUUGAUAUCAUCUGCUGUUCAAGAAGAAUCACGGACAACGCCACCAAGCUCUCGAAAAAUGUCUGCACCCGCACAAGUCUCUCCAAAAAGUACACCAACAGUUUCUCCCAAAAUGUCACCAGCAAGAGAGCCCAGAACUCUUCCUCAGAAGCCAGUUCCAGAGAAGAAACCAGAUGAAUCCCAUCAGAGCAAAGAUGACAAAGCUCCCCCACAGCUAUCAAAGGUAGCAAAAGUCUCUGAAAUGGUUCCCAAUGCAGGCCAGACAGCCUGUCCACUGUGUAAGGCUGAGCUUAACAUGGGCUCCAAGGACCCACCUAACUAUAACACCUGCACUGAGUGCAAGAACACUGUCUGCAACCAAUGUGGAUUUAAUCCCAUGCCAACAGGAGAGGUAAAAGAGUGGCUGUGUCUUAACUGUCAGAUGAAAAGAGCAGUUGGAGCUUCUGAGCUUCCUGGAUCUCCCACACUGAAGUCACAACUAUCACCCAAUAAAGCUCCUUUACCUGCUGCUGUCCAGUUGAAGGAAUCUUCCAAACUGACUACUCCUCAAACCAAGGACAGUCCAGGCCCUCCUGUACAAAAGGAGACAUCAGAAGCAGUCUCCCCACAAAGAAAACAAUCAACACCAUCACUAAAACAGGCUAGCCCAACACCUGACCAUAAAACACUACAAGAAAAAGUGAAAACAGGUCCAGAAAAACCACCAGAUAAGGCACCCCAACCUGGACGUAAGCUAAGUAAUGCCACAGCAGCAACACAGCAAGAGUCAGGAGGCUUUUUUGGUUUUGCUGGUCCUAAACCUCAACCUGAAGCUGCAAAGUCUGCAGAGUCCGUGAGUGGAAAGAUGUUAGGCAUUAGUUCUUCAAUAUUCAGUUCUGCAUCUACUUUGAUAACCUCAGCUGUUCGAGACCAGCCAAAAACUACUCCACCAGUUUCUCCCAAGAUGUCUCCUGCAAAGGAACCUAAAUCUCCCACUGUGAAAAAAAUAGAGCAGGAGAAGGAAUCUGGGCAACCACAGCAGGUAAAGGGUCCAAUACAGUCAAAAGCAGAGGAGACUAAGUCCCCUGUUUCCCAGAGGCUGGAGCAGCAGACUUUAACUGAGCCAUCCCAGCAGAUCAAGACACCUCCAUCAAGACAGGUGCCAUCAGAAAAUCCAAAGGCUGCAGCAGCUCUCCAAGCAGCUGCUAGACCAGAUCAAUCUACCUGCCCUCUCUGUAAGCUCAAACUCAACACUGGUUCCAAGGAUCUGCCCAACUACAAUACCUGCACUGAAUGCAAAAACACUGUGUGUAACCAGUGUGGAUUUAACCCUAUGCCAAAUGAAACAGGGGCAAAGGAGUGGUUGUGUCUCACCUGCCAGAUGCAGCGGGCUUUAGGAGCAGCACAGCCGCCAUCGGUAACUUCUGUAAUCUCUCAGGCACCUGCAAAACCCGAAAAGAAAGAUGUUACCAGCCCAGCUGAACCUGAAAAGAUGGCAUCAUCACAGCAGUCACCUCAGAGGAAACUAUCUGCAGCAGCACAGCCUGCUACAUCUGAGACUAAUGUCAAGCCAGAGGUUCGCAAACAGUCCAGCCCAGUUUCUUCUCAGAAAAUUCCACAGAAGCCCCAGAAAACAUCAGGUCCUAACAAAUCACCAGACCAAAUCAGACAGCCUGAACGUAAGCAGAGUAAUGCCACUGCAGCAUCUCAGAAAGAGUCUGGAGGCUUUUUUGGAUUUGGCAGUGGUAAACCUCAGCCCAAUGCUGAAAAGCAGGCAGAGUCAGUGACUGGAAAAGUGUUUGGCUUUGGUACCUCCAUUUUCAGUUCUGCAUCCACUUUGAUUACCUCAGCUGUUCAGGACCAGCCUAAGACUCCACCAGUUUCUCCUAAAAUGUCCCCUGCAAAAGAGAUCAAAUCCCCUGCUACUCAGGAGAAAAAGAAGCCUGAAGAGCUCCAGCAGACCCAGACACCUCCACUGGUCUCAGCCAAAGUGGACAAAGCUCCAUCAGAACCCCCUAAAACAGGUGAAACCACAGUCAAACCAGGCCAGCCCACCUGUCCACUCUGUAAGGUUGGGCUCAACAUGGGGUCUAACGAGCUGCCUAACUACAAUGUCUGUACUGAAUGCAAGAAAAAUGUCUGUAACCAGUGUGGAUUUAACCCAACACCAAAUGAAACAGAGAUGAAAGAGUGGUUAUGUCUGACUUGUCAGAUGCAAAGAGCCCUCACAGUAACUAAAUCAGUACAGCCCCCACCAAUGAAACUUCAGGCAUCACCCAGCAAAGUGUCCACACCUGCUGAUGCUCAAAAAGAUGCCUCUGAGACUCAAAAGAAAGAUGUUAUUCCCACACAAAAAGCAGAAGUUCUAGAGAAAAAUCAAAAGGAAAGUCCAAGGCCAGAGGCACUACCAAAGAAAACGGAUAUUGUACAAACUCCAAAGACUGUUCCACCUGCAAACGACACCCCAGCUACUGUUUCAGCCAAAGCAGAAGAGGAGAAAGUUAGUUCACUGCCUGCCAAGGAUGUUCAAGCCUUCACUGCAUCUCAAAGUGAAGAGAGACAACUGCCUUCCCAAGGUCAACCUGUCACCACUAAUGCUGAAACUUCACUUAAGGAGAAAAGUGAUCUUCCACCUGAAGAGAAUUCAGAAAAGGCUCAAGCUGAAACAGCCCAGAAAGCAGCUGAUCAAUUGAUCACAACCUCUGAUGAAAUACAGCCACAACAAGACCUAAACAAAAAAUCACACCAAGUUGUUGCUCAGGAACAACAUCUGGAAAAGAUCCCGAAGCAGCCUCAGCUGGCCAGGGGUCCUUCAGCAGAGCAGACAUUAAUGGAUAAAACCCCAUUAGAGUCUGCAAAACCAGAAGCUUCCCAAACUGCCCCCAAAGUGGCUCACUCUACUUGUCCACUCUGUAAAGUGGAACUGAACAUGGACUCGAAAAAUCUUCCAAACUACAACACCUGCACUGAAUGCAAGACCACCGUCUGUAACAAGUGUGGAUUUAGUCCUAUGCCAAACGUAACAGAGGUGAAGGAAUGGCUAUGUCUCAACUGCCAGAUGCAGAGAGCACUUGGGGCCUCUGAACCUCCAGGCCUACCCAUGAUAAAACCACAACCUUCACCGAGCAACGAGGUCCCUGCCAGCACACAGAAGGAAGAUGAAGCUUCUCAGAAAGAUGUUCCUAAGCCAGAUGUACCCCAAGGUGACCUUACUAGCAUCCCUGCAGCCAAAGAAACUGUCUCCUCAGUCAAUAUUGAGCCAACUAAGAAAGUUACUCCUACAGCUGCUUCAGUGCCUGACAAAACUAUUUCAUCCACUAUCACCAAGACUGAUGUUUCACAAAAGCCUUCUGCAGAGACUCCCAAGGGACAACCAGGUACACCCCAGCAACAAACUCCAAAAGUUCAGACUACUGCUAAGCCUGCUGCUCCACCUGAUUCAAAGGCCGAAAAGACAUCCCUACAACAGCCUCCAAAAACUACAACUUCUUUAACUAAGUCUACUCUUCCACCUGAUCAAGAAGCAAUAAAGGCACCCGCAAAACAGCCUCCAAAAACUGCUACCCCUCCGGCUAAAUCUGCUCCACCACCAGUUCAGCCUGCAAAACAGGAAUCAGGAGGCUUUUUUGGUUUGGGCAGUCCUAAAACACAGCCUGCUGCUGCAAAAUCUGCUGAGUCAGUGACAGGAAAGAUGUUUGGCUUUGGAUCAUCUUUCUUAAGCUCUGCAUCCAACUUGAUAACAUCAGCUGUCCAAGAUGAACCUAAAACUACACCACCAACGCCACGUAAAAUGUCCACUACAACCAGUGUCACUCCUAAAACUACACCACCAGCUUCUCCUAAAACGUUACCUGCAAAGGACACCAAACCACCUACUGUUCAGAAAACGGAGGAGAAGAAACCAGAGAAACCACAGCAGGAUAAAACUCCUUCAAAAGUACACGCCAAAGUGGACGGAGCUCCAUCAGAGCUUCCCAAGGUGCCAACAGACACCCAAGGUGCUUCAAAAGCAGAUCAGUCCAUCUGUCCACUUUGUAAGGUGAAACUCACCGUGGACUCCACAGAUCCUCCUAAUUACAACACUUGCACGGAAUGCAAGACAACUGUCUGCAGUCAGUGUGGCUUUAAUCCAGUACCAGAUGAAUCAGAGGCAAAGGAAUGGCUUUGUUUAAACUGCCAGAUGCAGAGAGCCCUAGGAGUAUCUAAAGCCACUGAACCUACUGUAGUGAAACCACAGCCCAUGCCAAGCAAGGUUUCUACACCUCCUCGCUCUCAACAGAAAGACAUGCCCAUAUUAGUCCAGAAGGAGAAACCAGAUGUCCAAAAACAAGUUACUCAAACAACUCAACCCAAAAAAGAAACUCUCAAAGGUGAGGCCCCAGUGCCAACUGCAGUCCAAAGGAUGGACACAGCACAGCAGGAUUCUGUGGAAAAGUCACAAGGACAAGCUCGUGAUGUGGCUGGCCAGCCAAAGCUAGUUGGAAAACCUCCACCAAGACAGAUUUCACAAACUCCAAAGCCAGAAGUAAAGCCAGGUCUCGCAAAACAAGAAGCUGGCAAACUACCACAACCGCCCUCAAAAUCUGCGACCCAACCUGCCAAGCCUACACCAUCACCAGCUCAAGCAACUAAACAGGAGUCAGGUGGCUUUUUUGGCUUUGGUGCCACUAAACCUACUACUCCAAAGCCUGCGGAGUCAGUGACCGGGAAGAUGUUUGGUUUUGGUUCCUCAAUUUUAAGUUCUGCAUCUACACUGAUAACCUCAGCAGUUCAGGAGGAACCUAAAGUUACGCCACCUACUCCACGGAAGAUGUCCACUACAACCAGUGUCAGCCCUAAACCUACACCUCCAGUUUCUCCUAAGAUGCCUCCUGCAAAGGGUAAACCACCUGCAACACAGACAUCCGAGCCACUUCAACAGGCCAAGCCUACUCCAUCAGCACAGGACAAAGUAGAGAAACCUCUACAAGAGCUUGAAAAAUCCAAAGAAGUGCUUCAGGUUGCUCCUAAAGAAGGUCCGUCCAACUGUCCUCUCUGUAAAGUCAAACUCAAUGUGGGAACCAAGGAUCCCCCCAAUUACAACACCUGUACUCAAUGCAAGAACACUGUAUGCAAUCUUUGUGGAUUUAACCCCAUGCCUCAUACAGCAGUGAAGGAAUGGCUGUGUUUAAACUGCCAAACUCAAAGGGCUUUGUCAGGACAGCUGGGAGACUCAGGGAAAAUGCCUCAACCUUCACCUGCACCCGUCAAGUCAGAGACCCAGGCCACACCAGCAACCAAAAAGGCAGAGCCCAAAACUGCCUCCACAAAGGCAGAGCCCAUGCCUGGACCUGCAAAAUCACAGCCCCUCCCUGUCCAUAUUGAGGCAGUACCAACAGUUUCAAUGCUAAAAGCAAAUGUUGAAUCAACACCUGUCAAGACUCCUACACAAAUUGAGCUUGAAACAACAUCUUUACCUACAACAGAAGCAGUUUCAAAUCAACCUUUAACAACAUUCACAGUAAAAGAGGUAACACCAAAGGCUGAUGCACCAGACACAAAAGUUACCAAGAAAGUAACCAUGGAAAAUAAAGAAGAGGUACCAAAAACAGAAAUCAGCAUGGCAGAAUUACACAAAUCUGAAGAGUCUAAACCUGACAUUUCAAAAGCUGAAGUUGAAGCAGGUGUAGCUGAACCUUCGGCUUUUCCAGUUCCUGAUGCUUCAGUUGUCCCUGCAUCCCCUGUUGCUGCAGAGGUUGCAGUGGCUGAAGUUGUUCCAGAGACUCAAACAAAGCCAGAUCUGUCUGUUCCAGAGAGGAUUAUUAAGAUGGUGGACACUGAUAACCACACCAACCUGACUGAGUCAUCAAUGUCUUUGCAGAAAGUUAAGGUGCAGCCAGAGUCUCCAGAAGGAGAAGGCGUCAUAGCAACUGACAGCAAGGAAAUUGCUGUUAAGUCCACUGACAAAAUUACCAUCACAACUCUGGAAUCACAACCAGUCCCUACAAUGAGUAUUAUAGGAAAACAUGAAGAUGAAAACAAAGAAGAGUUGAGUAAAAAACGAAAGGCCUCUCUUCCCACUGCGCAGGAUCUAUUGGGAAAAAUAACAACAACUACUAUGCUUGAAUCCAAACCAGAAGAUCAUGAUGAAGAGCAACCUCACAUUUUACCCAUAUCACAUGAAUUGAAUGAUGGAAUUGUGAGUGAUGCAAGUACAGAUCUACCCAUACUGGUAAAGGAGGAGAUUAAAGCUGAAAGAAGGCGCCUGAGUUUCCAAGCAAUGGAUGAGAGCAGUGAAAGUGAACUCACACCCUCACCAUCACCUAAAGUCCAGAGGAGGAGACUAAAGGUGAGCAAUAUUUCAUCCAGCAGUGAGGACAUCAAAACUGAGAGUGCUGACUCCUCUGUGGAAGACGAAGAGUUCAUCCGCAGGCAGAUCAUGGGUAUGGGUGAUGACGAAGAAAUGUCUGUAUCAGAAGAUGAGAAAGAAAAGAAUUUGGAAAAUGUACAAGCUGUAAAAGAGACUGAACUCGAUAAUACUUCAGUGACAGUCAAAACACUUUCUAGAAAAGGUAGCACAGAUAAUGAAGACAGCCCAGCAAGGAAGAAAGCCCUCCCAAAAACUGAAACCACGACUGAUCAAAGUGUUCCUGAAACAAUGCCCAGAACUACUUUCAAAAAAGCAAUUCCAGUCAUGAGACAAAGACAAAGCACUGAUGAAGAUGUAGAGAGCAUCACAGAAUCUGUGUCAAAGGGUUCAUCUAGUGUUCAAGCAUCUAGCUUUACUCCAGAAUCUUCACCUACAUCAGCCUCAUCCCUGGAAGAGGAUAGUGAUAGCAGCCCUAGUCACAGGAAGGUCAGUGGUGACAAACAAUAUCGCAAAGGUAAGCACAGACAACCAACUCAACCUCUUCCCACCAUUGAAGACUCCUCUGAGGAAGAGAAAAUGGGGGCCCAUGCACAACCAUUGUCCCCAUACAAAGAUUCUUCCUCCACAGAGGAUCUGAAACAAAUCAUUGUUGUAGGUGAAACUCACAGAACAUCUGGCUCUGAGUACUCUGCCAGUAUAGAAUCAGAACCAGAGGGUGUGCAAGCUGUACAGAGAGGACGUAAACCUUCACCAACAGUCAUACCAUACACCCCUCCUGAUCCAUUUAAAGAAAAAGAUAGUAUGACAAAAUCAUUAAAGAGUGCAGAAGAAGCAUACGAGGAAAUUAUUCAGAAGACAAAAAGUAUUCCAGGAGAGAGUCCGCCUGAUAUUGAGCCGCUCUACGGGGGAAUGGCAAUAGAGGACUAUCUUUAUGAAUCAUUAGUUGAGGAGCCUGAAAUUAAGAUGAGUGAAUCUCAGGAAGAUCCCAAAAAUGAUACUGGCUCUGAUUCUGUCAAAAAACUCAGGUCUCCUGAGGAGGUUUAUGAGGAGAUGAUGCAAAAAAAGAGAGAGUUGAUGAUGAUAGAGCACGAAUUUCAACAGGCCCAAAAUGCCAUGGACUCUUCUGCAUCAAGGGCUCCACUGGUCACUGGCCCUACCUCAUCAGCUGAAACUUGUGUAGUGACUAUAGAAGAGACAUCCCCAACUGAAAAACUUGAUAUGCCUCUAAUAGGCAUUGAAAGUUCAAGUGAAGUGUCAGUGAAGAAAAAGAAACGACCAGCCCCUCCACGCCCUUCUGAACCCCCUAAGCGCCCUGAGGUAACUGUUGUCCCCAGUACUCCCAGUGGGGCUAUAAGCUUUGUUAGGCCUAUGAUUCCACAAGAUCCUGCACUAAGAAAGGCAUUGUUCCCUAUACCAGACCUCAAGAUUACCCAGUGUUCAUCUGGGGAGGAAGAGGAUGACAGUCUUGCAGAUGAAUAUGGCAUUGGUAUUUCCUCUGACAUUACCCCCAGUGAUGACUCAGAGACUAAGGAAGAACCAUGCAUAAGCCCACCUUUCUAUGAAACUGCUGAGAUGGAGCCUAUCUGUGUAGUCUGUGAAAUUCCAGAGCCAAAACCUAUUCCAGCUCCAAUAUCAGCCCCAGAACUGACCACUACACCUUCUCCUGUAUCACCAGUGUCACCUCCAACUUCACCAGCUAGUCCAGAUUCUAGUUUGGCCUCUAAUGCUACAUCUUCGUCUCCAUUUCAGGCUCAAACACCUCUUUCAUCAGAUUCAACUCCACUGUCUACACCAACACCUCCUACUUCAUUUAAAACACAGUCACCUCCAGAGAUAUCAUUGCCUGUCACAAAUGGAGCACUACCAUCUAAUGAAAACUCAGUCUCUUCCUCUUCUCCGGUCACAGUUAUAGUUACAAUACCAGAUGUGGUGUCUGCCCCAUCCAAAGCUCAAACAACUACAGUCGUUCAAGUUAAGACUUCUACAGUAGAAGCUGCAACUCUGGGCCUAAUGGAUAUGCCUUCCAUUGCACCUGUUGUGGUCCAAAUGCCAGACUUGGUUUCAUCUCCAUCUCAGGUGCCUGUCAACAUUCCAACUAUUUCACAGGUCUCAGCACCAAGUCCAGCACCUUCUGUUGUCUCAGUCCAUCGUACAGCACUAGUGGCAGCACAGCCUGUUGCAGUCUCGGCUCCAACUUCUGCCACUGUUUCCACUUCUAGCACUCUAUCCUCAUCCCCUGGACCAGUCAUAGUACAGAUGCCUGACCUAGUUUCAACUACAGCUCCAAUCUCAACCCAACCCCCAUUACCAGUCUCGGCACUUGUUACUACCCCAGCUCAAGCUGAAGCUAAAGUGGUGCACUCAGUCCCUGUACAAUCAGCGAUCCCAUCAGUGAGCCCAGUGGUAGUCCCACCUCUGGCUCAAACUGCCCAGAUGCCUUCAGCAGCAUCAACUACUAUAGUCAAAAAGAAAGUCCCACCUCCUCCUCCCCCUCGAUCCACUUCAGUAUCAUUACCUGAGACUAACGCAGAGCUGCCUUUUGUAAAGACUGUUGAGCAUGUCAUCCAGACUACUUCAUCAAUGGGAACCACAGCUACUGGACAACCAAUGCAAUCGGUAGUUGUGGAUAUACAACCAAGAAUGGAAGUCAUGCAAUCAGAUGGUGGAGCUGUACCUCAGUUAGUAACACCAAAUAGGCAGGGGCAUGUAGUUAUCAUAGUCCCCAGUGUGGAAAACAAAGCUUUGUUUGAACAAAUGACAAAACAAGAUAUACCUAGCACAGGUCCAAUAUCUUGCACUGCUUCUGCACCAUAUGGUAGUCAAGUACCCCCACAUUCUGCUUUAGAUGUGUCCAGUGCAGAUAUAUCUUCACUACCCACUAAGGUGUCAGCAGUGCAGGAAGUUUCAGCACCACCACUUCCACCUAAACCCAUAGUGGGGGCAAAAGAGGUAGACACAGUAGAAGUCCCCAUUUCAGAUUUAAGUCCAGCACCUCCUUCAACUUUACCCAAACCAACAGUUUAUCCCAAGCCAUCAGUUCCCACUCCAGUGACAAUUGCUAAAGCAAAAUUAUCUCCAGUUUCUGCUACAACUUCUACUCCUAGUCAAACUACCAAGCCUCCUCCACCCAUACCACCUAAACCUGUAUCAAUUCCAGCUGGACUGGUUUUCAGUCACAAACCAGGAGAAAGUGUCAAGCCACCUCCUCCUGUAGCUCCCAAAGCAGCAACCCUCCCAAGGACAAAAGAACCUCCAAAGGCUCUAUCACUUAGCCUGACACGACCUGUGGAAUCUAAGUUGGGUGCAACAUCUCCUAAAUCACCUGUAUCUCCAAGACAUGGGAAAUGUUUACAAACUUAUGUAGUGAUAACUCUUCCAUCUGAACCUGGUUCACCAACAGAGGCCAUAACUGUCCAAGCACCUGUAAGAAGAGGAUCCAUUCCUUCCACAAAAGUGUCAGGGGUACGGACCACACCGUCAGAACAGAAAACACCGACUGAGGCAUUCUCAGCACAGGCUACAGUUAGGAGAGCCUCUGUCCCCACUGUAAGGCAUCCACCUCCAAUCUCUGUAGCUUCAUCUGUCACUGAACAAAUGACAACCUCUAAGGUAGUAGUAGCUGAAGUCAGAGCUAGGACAGACACUGUGCCUUCUGUAGUGCAACCACCACUUCCUGUAAUUGAUAUCAACACACUGCCAUCAGCUCAGGACACUUCUGUCCAAGCAUAUACUGUACCUAUUCCAAUCAAGAAACCAUUUGUGCAACAGCAGCAAUCAGUGGCCCCACCACUGUCACAACCUAAAACACUAUCUGAGGUCAUCAUAAUGCCUCCAGAGCCAAAGGUUCUUAUUCAGCCAGUCCAAGCCACAACUACAGAAGUCAUAACAAUUCCUUCAGUAAGUUCAGGUGAAGCACUGGUUCCUCAGGCUCCCAAACCAAUAGCACCUUUGCAACCAGAGCCUGUGAUUGAAGUUCUUUCUACUUCAUUGCAGCCUGGAGUAUCUUUAGGCACAUCUGUCCUCCAAGAUAGACCAGCUGCAACUGUUCUUGAUACACAAGCUGAAACAGACAUUGAAAUGCCUCAUAAAGAGCAAGAUGUACCUACUGAGGUCAUUGUCACAGAGGCAAUUCCACUAAGAUCACUAGUACCAGAAGUGAGUCAACAGAUUGCUGUUGAACAUCCACUUACAGUAGUUGAAGCAGUGACUCAUUCUCAAGAUCAAGAAUUGUUCACAGGUUUUAGCAAUAGUUGGACCAUUUCUGAACCCUCACCAGUUCUGCCUAUAGUGACAGAGCAUCUCCCUACUUGGCAACCACUUCUUGUAGGUGAAGUGGUGUCCCUCAUUACCAAGUCUGAAGUACCCACAGAAGUUAUUACAACUGACUCAGCUGUUAGAAUACCAGAGAUAGCAAUGGUACAUCCACUACCUCAUCCUCCACCUGUGAUAACUGAUCUUACCCCAACACCUGAAGUAGCUGAGUUAAUGCCAUUAACUACAGAUGCUGAGAUGAUAACUCUUAAAACUGCUGAAGUAACACCAUCACCUGUUCUCAUGGAAGUUGAACAAAUAGUUACACACCCAGAUAUACCCCCUGUUACAUAUAUUCCACAGGUUCGUGGAGGAAUUACAUCCUCGGUGAUGGCACAUUCAGUGCCACCAUUGGCAUUGCAACCUGGAUUUGAGCCUCCCACACAAAUUAUAACAAAGGAGCCUGGUGUAAUAGCAACUUCAAUACCACUGUCAGUGAUACAACCUCAGGUAGCGCUUGGGAUGCCAGUUAUUACAACUGAGGAAACCACCCAUAAGAGGAGGAUGUCCAUAUCUUCCAUAGUACAGCCACCAUACACCACAAGUGAGAGAUUUAUCUGUCCUGCAGAGUAUGAAAUGCCCACACAAGUUGUUACUGCUGAGGCCUUUGCUGCCACCAGGAGAGAAUCCAGAACCAUGCAGCAACCAUAUCCGUUAGUACAGGUAGUAAACCUGCCAGCUGAAAAAGAUGAUCCUAAUGAUGGUUAUGCUGUUCAGCUCCCCUACAGGAGAGAAUCCAUUCCAGAACACCAACCACAUGUAUUGACUUAUUCAUCGGAAUAUGAACACCCUCUGGAUAUAAUAACCACUGAAGAAUAUACCAGAAGGACCUCACUGCCCACAGUGCAAGACAUUCCACAGGGUGUAUCUGCAGCUCCUGUCACCAUCACUAAAAUUCAGCAAGAGUCUAUUGAGAGCCAAGAGAUUAGAGGAGCAGAAAAGAUGGUCUCUAGUAUGAGCCAUAUGUAUUCGUCUUCAAUUUCCACCUCAAGCCAGCCACCUGAAAGUCUACCUAGCCUAGUCACUCAAGUAGUUACCACUGAGGUCCAGAGGACCACUGUUUCUGUUGUCCAUGAAAGACUUCCACAGGUCCCGCCACCAAGUGUAGCAAUAACUAUACAACCAGACAUAGCUAAAGUCCAACCUGUACCCAAACAGAAUGGUAAAGUAAUUUAUCCCGGUGAUGUUAUUGAUUUACGCACUAUGAAGGUUGGCAUAAAGAUGACUGAGCAAGGCAUGGACCUGACUCCACCUGAGUCAUGUCGACAAUCUUUUUCGAGCGACUCUAGUGGCCGUCAAAUUACAGCAGUACAGCCUGAGAUAGUAAAUCUUAGUGCUGCAAUAACCCCUGCAACCACUCUGUCCGUUGUCACUGACAGCAUCACAAUUGUUACAUGCACAGCUACCAUUGCUUCCUAUAGCAACACUCCAGCAGAGAAACCACUUGAUUUGCAGGGUCCUGUUACAUCAUUGCCACUGCCUCUCACAACAUACAAACCAUUUGAGCCACUAGCACAGAUUGUAUACAGACCUGUGAACACCCAGCCCAUUAUGAGUGCUGUAGCAUCUACAGCUCAAGACAUACCAAUUAAUCUUUCCUUUGAAGCUCUUGUCUCCUCUGGAGGAAAACAGACAUCAGCCCCUGCAGUUAUCAGCAAUGGAGGGCCUAUCCUUUCUCUAGAGGCCACAGGGGCCAUGGAUCUGACAAACUACAAACCAGUGAGAGCUAUGGUAACAUUGUCUGGUACAAGCCCAGGAGUGGUGACCACUGUUGUAGAGGAUGAUGGCACUCCAAUGGACCUUACAGCUGGAAGGCGAAGUGUGUGCUGUGAUGUAAUUUACAAGCUACCAUUCACUGGAUCCUGCAGAACACAGCCUCCAGUUACAAGCCAGCCUGAUGACCGUUCUGGUUACAGACCUGAUCACUAUCAAUAUGAUAAUGCUGGACUGUAUGGUGUCAAAGGAACUAAUGGCAUAAAAGCAUCCGUGUCUGAAACCAACCUGACAGAGGCAGGACUGUUCUCCUAUGAUCCCAAAAGUGACUAUGACUACCUCAGUGGCUCUUCAGAUGGUGCUAUAGACCUCACUGCAGCUAAACUUUCUGCUGGUAAAGCACUAGACUACACUAGCAAAGCGACUGGAGUCUACCCUUUGAUGACUACUGCUCCAUACUCCCAGAUCCCUGCAGCUGGUUUUGGUGUAAAUAGUGCUCUAAGAACAUCAGAUGGAAUAGUUUACUCAUCAGUUGCUGCUCCUGUUCCAUCCACAUAUGCAAUUACAACUCAGCCGGGUUCCAUCUUUAGCACAACCUUAACACCUACAUCAAUAGUCCACAGCCAGCCACUGCCACAUCCAUAUGGCUUCAUUCCCACUACAGACCCAGGACAGAUAAUUGCUUUUGACACUGGGCUGUCUAAAGAGUUUCUGCCUACAGCUUUGGCUGACAUCAUAACUGGCUAUCCAGACAUGUACUCAGAUGCCACUCUGGAAGCAAUUGCUGCUUCUCUGGAUGCCCUAGCUUCUUCUCCAAUAUUCCCUGGCUUAGAUAACACCAAGAUGGCCCAGUAUCAAAUGGAGAGGGAAUUUCUAGAGCUAGAGAAGCUUAAGCAAUUAUGUCUUGCAGAGGAGCUGGAAUGGGAAAGGCAAGAAAUCCAGCGAUAUCGAGAACAGGAACAGCUUAUGGUCCAAAGGGAGCUUGAGGAACUUCAGGCUCUGAAACAGCAACUUCUCCUGCAGCAAGAAGAAGAGCAUCAUGCCCACAUGGUGGCUCAGCAGGAGACCUAUGCACAGCAGAAAGAGCAGUUGCAGCAAAUUCAGCAACUCCAACUGCAACUCCAGCGCCAGCUAGAUGAGCACUAUGGUAGCUCUGGCCCCACUGGAAACCUCCUAGAUGCUAAAUAUGCAGGAGUAGGGGACAGUGGGCAGUACUGGCCAGUCAAAGAUGAGUCUACAACUCCAUCUGCUGGGACACACAUUGAAGAAAGUCAAGAUUUAGUAAAGCUUCAAGCUGAUCAGGACAUAGGGAAAAAGAUUAUUGAUAGUGGCGUGCAGACAGAUGAUGAAGACUCAGCAGAGAAACAACAUGUAGGAAGGAGAAAGAAGAAUAAAAGAAAUACUGAUAGCUCAGCUCAGACUGACGACGAGGACCAAGAUGAAUGGGAUGCUCCCACAAAAGCUCGACGACGCUCUCGAAAGCAUAGCAGUGAUGGAAAACAUGGCUCCAAGGUCUCUAGCAUUGCUAUCCAGACAGUGGCAGAGAUAUCUGUCCAGACUGAUCACUCUGGAACUAUCAAACGACCUAAUGUUCAGAUGGACACAAAAGUAGAAAUCAUUAAGCAUAUAUCAGCUCCAGAGAAUUCUCAGAGAGGUGGAAGUCUGAGCUGUCAAACGGACUCUGACAGAAGACACGCACCCAUUGAGGUGGGCUACAGCACACACCUCUCAGCAGAUGUCCCCUCUAAGUCCAAAGCCUUCUACACUGCAGUUUCUCCACUGUCCCCAGAAAAAUCACUUGGAGGGCGAAGAAUGCUGACUGCAGACCCAACCAGAUUUUCUUCUGGUCCUCGGAUAUUAAAGACUGGUCAGAAAUCUCUAUCUGAUCCAAAAUCCCUUAGUCCUUCCACAGAAGACAGGAUGGGUGGAUACUAUGCAGACAGCUAUCCUGGCCGAGGUUCUCCCUCUAGCACAGGUAAGAAGGUAAAGAGAACACUACCAGAUCCCCCUCCUGAGGAUGACUCUCUCACAGGACGGUCAGGCUACAGCACCAACUCUGCCCGUCGCCGUCUAGCCCGUAGUACAACUAUGGCCCGGGCAAAGAUUCUGCAGGACAUUGACAAGGAGCUUGAUCUGGUGGAGAGAGAAUCUUCUAAACUUCGAAAGAAACAGGCUGAGCUAGAUGAAGAGGAAAAGGAGAUUGAUGCCAAGCUACGGUACUUAGAGAUGGGUAUCAACCGCCGUAAGGAGGCCUUGCUGAAAGAGAGAGAGAAGAGAGAAAGGGCCUAUCUCCAGGGUGUGGCAGAGGAGAGAGACUACAUGUCUGACAGUGAGGUUAGCAACAUCAGAGAGGCCAGAGGUGAUGGUCUUGAGAGACCACGGACGGCUCCCCAGUCGGAAUUUGACCAGUUCAUCCCCCCACAGACAGAAGCUGAUUCGCAGUACAACACACUGACUAGUCCCUAUUCUCACUAUGCUCAGUAUGUUCCCCAGACCCAAACCACCAGCCACUACACCCAACAGAACUUGUAUCAGCAGCAAUCACUUUACCACCAACAGGUGUCUCCUUACCCAACCAUGUCCCUUUCCCAUGCCCAGGCUCAGCCAGGCAGCUACCAACAUGCUCUGCUCUUGCAGCAGGGGAAGCAGCGACAAACCACCCUAUCUGAUUUAGAGCCUAAAAUCACCACUAACUAUGAGGUGAUACGCAACCAGCCUCUGCUCAUUGUGCCAACUUCCACAGAAAGUGGCUAUGGGGUGGCUCACCUAGGGAGCAAGUAUGGCAACUUGGACUUGAGGUUAGGACUUGAGGAGAGGAGCAUGGCCUCUAGUCCCAUGUCUAGCAUUUCUGCAGAUUCCUUCUAUGCUGAUAUUGACCACCAUAAUGCCAGGAACUACGUGCUAAUAGAAGACAUAGGGGAGCUCACCAAGGCUUCAACAGGGCUAAGCAAUACUGGUUUGGGUUCUGGAUUCAGCUUGCCUGAUAAGGAGUUAUCCAAGGCAGACAGACUCAGGCGCACAGCAGAGGUGGCAGAAUUUUUAGGCUCAUCUCGGCUUCAGAGUUAUGGCAAAGGAGAGGAUGACACUAUGGAGGAACCUUAUGAGCUGAAGCUCCUGAAGCAACAGAUCAAGCAAGAGUUCAGACGAGGAACUGAGGGACUCGAACACUUAACUGGCCUGGGCUUACCUCAAUAUCUCCCUAGUGAAAGCAAUUUUCGCCACUUCCCUAAAGGAGAGAAAUAUAGUAUUGGUCGGCUCACCCUUGAAAAACAGGCUGCAAAACAACUCCCAGCAGCUAUGCUUUACCAGAAACAGAUGAAGAACAAAAAGGCCCUCAUAGACCCUAAGGCCAUCACUAAAUUUUCCCCAAUUCAGGAGAGUAGGGACCUUGAGCCUGAAUAUGGUAACUACAUGGGAUCCGGAGCAUCCUCUGUGUCCAGUCUAGCUGCUAGGGCUAGGCUACUUCAGGAUGAAAUUACAUUUGGGCUAAGAAAAAACUUGUCUGAGCAGCAAAAAUAUUUAGGCUCCUCCUUGGGGGCCAACCUGUCUGGUUCUCUUAAUCUUGGGCAGUCUCUUGGACUUGGAUCCACUAUCAGAGCCACUGCCCAUGAUGAUGGCACCUACCCAAGUGGUACCCGUUCUCGCCCCUCUUCCCGACCCUCUUCUGUCUAUGGUUUGGAUCUAUCUAUCAAACGGGACUUGUCCAGUUCAUCACUAAGACUUAAAUCAGAGGGAGAGGUCCUGGAUGCAGCAUUUGCCCCUGGGGUGGCCAGAGCAAAACCCACUAGUUUACCUAUAAGCCAAAGCCGUGGACGUAUCCCCAUUGUUGCUCAAAACUCAGAGGAGGAAAGUCCUCUGAGUCCAGUGGGGCAGCCUAUGGGUAUGGCUAGAGCUUCAGCUGGUCCUCUCCCUCCGAUUUCCGCUGACUCCAGGGACCAAUUUGGGUCGAGCCAUUCCCUCCCAGAGGUACAGCAACAUAUGAGAGAGGAGUCUCGGACACGUGGCUAUGAUCGAGACAUCGCAUUCAUCAUGGAUGACUUGCAAGGUGCCAUGUCUGACAGUGAAGCUGGAGGCCCAAACUGGAAUAUAGAAGCCUACCACCUGAGAAGAGAGGACACAGAUUGGUUUGAUAAGCCAAGAGAGGGACAUCCUCAGAGUGGGAGCAUGUCAGACAGGAGACAGAUGAAACUCAUCCCUUAUGCCUUCCCUCACACUCGCGUCAAGCUUAAGAGAGACAUGAAGGACCCCAGUGUGUCAGGGAACGGACUUGGCAUCCGUGUUGUAGGGGGUAAGGACAUUCCGGGGAGUCGUGGAGAGAUUGGAGCCUACAUUGCCAAGGUCAUCCCUGGUAGUGUGGCAGAACAAACAGGAAAAGUUGUGGAGGGAAUGCAGGUGUUGGAGUGGAAUGGAGUCCCUCUAACGGGAAAGACUUAUGAGGAAGUGCAGUCUAUCAUGGGCCAGCCAUGUGCAGAGGCGGAGCUCUGUGUGAGACUUGACCUUAACAUGCUGUCUGACCCUGAGCACCCACAAGCCCUGGAGCACCAUGUCCAGCUUAAGGCUGGUGGACAGCGUUCCCCUGGAGUGGAUCCUAAGCAGUUGGCUGCAGAGUUACAGAAGGUGUCCCAGCAGCAGGCACCUGGUAUGGCUGGAGUAGGAGUUGGAGGCCUGGGGGUCCUCUCCGCACUGGAGCGCUCUGCCCUCCUGCACUCUGGUACUGGAUCAGCUGCUUCCAGUGGGGUGCCAAGCCCUGGCCAGCCGGCAUCCCCCGCCAUAAGCAAGAAGCAGCGCCACAAGCCAACAGAGGUGAUGAAGAUGCCUCAUCCCAUCACAGGAGAAAUUCAGCUACAGAUCAACUAUGACAGAAAUCUAGGAAACCUCAUCGUCCACGUCUUGCAGGCUAGAAACCUGGCCCCAAGGGACAAUGAUGGCUACUCUGACCCUUUUGUGAAGGUCUACCUUUUACCUGGGAGAGGCCAAGUCAUGGUUGUCCAGAAUGCAAGUGCUGACAACAAGAGAAGGACCAAGUAUGCCCAGAAGACCAUGAACCCAGAAUGGAAUCAGACUGUCAUCUACAAGAACAUUCACUUGGAGCAGUUAAAGAAAAAAACGCUGGAGGUGACAGUGUGGGACUAUGACAGAUCCUCCUCCAAUGACUUCCUUGGAGAAGUACUGAUUGACUUGUCAAAUACCUCCCAGCUGGACAACAUUCCUCGCUGGCUGCCUUUGAAAGAGCAGAGUGAAAGCAUUGAACACAGCAGAGCCCACCAUGCUGCCCAAGGUCCGUCGGGGUCUGGGUCAGGUCAGGGACAUGGCCAAGGCCAGGGCCACAUGUCAGGUUCUGGACAGGGACAUGGAAUGGGUCACAGUCUAGCACCAGGACAGGGAGAUGGGAGUCAUGAUUCACUUAAAAACUCUGUGAUCAAGAGCAGAAGUCAUGGAAUCUUCCCCGAUCCAGCUAAAGACAUGCAAAUGAUGCCUUUGGAAAAGUCCCACAGUAGCCCAGGCAGCUCCAAGUCUUCCUCAGAUGGCCAACUACGCUCCCAUGGCCCCUCCCGAAGCCAAAGCAAGAGCAGCGUCACUCAGGCCCACCUUGAGGAUGCUGGGAUAGCAAUUGCUGCUGCUGAAGCUGCCGUGCAACAAUCCUGCCUGCAACCAAGACCAGGACACCGGCUGAGUGAUGUCUCAGGGUCAGUGGUACUGUCUGCCCCAAGUCUGGUUGGAGAUGCUUAUGGAGGUCUGGAUAGUGAAGAUGGGGCAGGCACUGGAGUGGACAGUGCCAUUUUUCAAGUGCCACGCAUCGGCAAGACAAUUCCUAACGGCACAGACAAAAACCAACUUGAGACUGCAGAAAAUGAAGCUGGCAAAACACAAGUAAUGGGGGAGAUCAAGGUUGCUCUGAAGAAGGAGGUGAAGACAGAAGGGGACCAACUGGUCUUGGAGAUCCUUCAGUGCAGAAACAUCACUUACAAGUUCAAAAGCCCAGACCACCUACCAGAUCUGUAUGUGAAGUUGUAUGUGGUGAAUGUGGCCACCCAGAAGAGAAUCAUUAAGAAGAAGACGAGAAUUUGUCGACAUGACAGAGAACCUUCUUUCAAUGAGACCUUCAGAUUCCCCCUAAACCCAACUGGACACUCCAUACAGCUUUUCUUGGUGUCUAAUGGAGGGAAGUUCAUGAAGAAAACCUUGAUAGGGGAAGCCUACAUCUGGCUUGACAAGGUGGACAUGAGAAAGAGAGUGGUCAGCUGGCACAAGCUGUUCGUCAGCUCCACUCAGACCAACCCCUGAACACUACACCAAAAAGAUGCAGGUGGAAAUGCAGUGGAUCAGCCAAGACUAAAUACAGAGUGCAUAGUUCAAAGAUGUGAGCUGACAAAAAAAUGGAUAAGAGAAAAAGAAUAAGAGCAAAGAACAAGAUUCCUUUAAUUUAUUUCCUCAGUUUAUCAGUCAUAAAAGAAAGAUUAAUUAUGUGCUACUAACAUUGCAAUUCUAUCAGUCCAGCACUGCCAGCACAUAUCCAUCUCUUCCCAUUUCAGGUCUCUGCUGAUUUUGGAUCUAACAUGCAAACACAAAAGCAGGCACUGAUAGAUACUCAGCAGCAAUAUGGCUUUGAGGGCAGUGACGACUUUCUUACCACAGUUCUAUUUCCACAAUCCACAUGAGACGCUGAGAUGUGAUUCUGCACUACUGAACAAACAUAUCUAACAAAGGGAAAGAUGAAAGAAAAAUAGAAUCGUGGACUUAAUUUUAUUUUCUUCAUAUGAGAGACGUGGUUGUGUAAUGAUCGUGACGUGUGUGGACGUAAGUGGUCUUGGAAUAUUAAAUGAUGAAGAAAUGCAUACAUUUUUGUACGGUAUUCUUUCAGUUUCAUGUAAAAAGGACAAAAAAAACAAGAUAUAAAGCUAAUGUAGAACAGAGUCAGACAGAUGACCUUUGCUGUGGGAUGAAGAUUAAAUGUACAGCACUUCUGAUUGUAGAUAUCCCACAUGCAGGUUACAGAGCAUAUCAGAGAAUCACAUUGUACAGUGUGAUGUUUAUAUAAUAUACACAGAUAUCAGAUGCAGAAUAUAUCUAAGUAUAAUAUACCGCAUAAGAGUUGUUCUCUUGUCACUAGAUUAUAUAAAUAAUAUGAUACAGAUAAACCGACUUUGUUAGAUUGAGGCUGUGAGUGGCGCACUGACAAUCCAGUAAUCUAUGGUGUAGGCAGUCACAAUAACAAUUAUGUGAAUGUGGACCUAUGUGAGCUCAAGGAUGUUCAUAAUCAUGUUCAGUAGCUCCUUUGGUUCUCUGAUCACACUAAUGCACCACUAUAUUGAACAGGGCUGUGACAGAAUAAAAACAAGAUUCAAAGUCAAGGACAACCUCUAGUUACAGAUUACUGUUUUACUAAUGUGAUAUUCUUAGGAAAGGUUAGAAUUGAAAUAAAAAAUUUAAAAAAAUGAACAGCAGCUGCUGUGUUGAAUGUUAAAAGGACAACUGUGGAGGAUGAGUUUAACACAUCUGUCUCAAGUGUACAACAUUUUGCUUUAAGAUUGUUGUAGUGGCUCAGAGUUUGCUAAUAUUUUUUUUUUCUUUCUGUGUAGUCCAUCAUUGCACGUGUAAUUCACACAAGUCGUGUCAAAAUCCUAUGUAGAUCUGCAACUGUCAUUACCUCACUGUGACGGCCAUGCUGUCCGUGUGAUCGUAAAUCCCUCUGGUCUGAGUUUUCCCUCGAAAUAAUUUCAAAAUGAAGAAAAAAAAAAAUGCAUUACCACUCCAAUGGCAAGGUUCCUUUGUGUGUCUGGCUGUACUGUAAAACACUUAACUAUUUUGUGUCAGUGACUCCCAUUACAACACAUUGAACCAGCCUCUUUCACUGCCUGCAACCAAAACACUCAGGCCCACUGGCGUACAGUGAUGUAUAGGAUCAAAUGACAGCAUGGGGCCUAGUCUCAGUACUACGGUGUGAGUAGGUGACCCAUGUAUUUAUCUGUAGUCAUCUUAUGUUUGUCAGCUUAUGUACAGAAUUCAAAAAUGACCCUCAGAACUACUGUCAGUGUGUUUAGGCACAUCACAGAGCCAAUGCAACUGUUUCGAAUAUAUCACUGGAGGCUACAAACGCACUUAGAGCAAGAUGUCACUUAUCACUUAUUUUAAUAGAAGCAAACAAAAAAUAAGUGAGUAUAGUAAGGUAGGAAACAUGGCUAAAUUUUCAAUGUUGAUAAUUAUUUUUGUUGUGCCAACCAUGAUUUAUGCUUAAAUUCUUAAUAAUUGUAAUGAUUUCUUUUUUACAUUCCAGAUCCAUCGGUUUGUUUGAAGUAAUUCUAUGCAACAUAUAUGUUUGGAUGCAUUUGUGUUUUUGGAAUUAAAAUGUUUUAUCUGUGAACAUAUGUUCUUAAAAUGUGUCUUAUAAGAAAAUAUCUUUAAUUUGUACAUCAGCGGAAGAAAAUAAUAAAUACUCAGAUUUUUUACUGAUUUUAAUAUAUACUGAUGUUAACAGCUGUUAACAUCUACAUGGAUCUUGUGCACUUUAUCAUUGCGUUGUCUCAUUUCUUCCAUCGCGACAUGCAGGAUUACGUGUUUUGUGUUUAUGCACUGAAAUGAACUGAAUUGUGGUGUAUGUGGUGGCAGGAAAUAUUGUGGUGUGCAUUUUGUAUCGAUGUGGCAAAAGAAGAACAUGCAGAAAUGUUGGGGUUCCUAAAUAAAAUGCACAAUCUGAGGGGGGAAAAAAAAAUCACCCUAAACUGCAUCAUGCUCUCAGUGUACUUAAAAGUUAGCGUACACAGUACAGUAAAAAAGACAUAUUAUCUUGAUGCUCAGUCAUGACUGUUUAACCCCCCCCCCCCCCCCCGUUUCAUUAGACUUCAUCCAAGCUAAAUACUGUUUGUUUAGAUCAGCCGUUGCCUGUUAUUGUGAAACCAUUCAUUUGUUGUUGUUCUGAGGGGUGUGAAUGUGACUCAAGUUGUUUGACAUGUGUACAUAAAGUGUUUAUUUUCUACAAAGACUGAAUGUUUAUAUUGUCCAAAGUUUGAGCAUGUGAGUGUUGGAAAAAAAAAAAAAAAAUCACAAAAGACAUAUAAUUGUACAGCAAUUCGUGUCUAUAGUUGUAUAAGGGGAGUUGACUGUGUAAUCAAAACCUGUGCUGUCAACCAAUGACUAUGUGUGCAACUACGUCCUGUAAACUGCUGAAACAACACAAAGGGAAAAAAGAAAAAAAAAAAACUACUCAACUUCAAUAGUUGUCUGAAACUUUAUGUUUUGGAUGUUGCAUGUUUUGUUGAUGGUUUGUCAGUAUAUUUUGCCUAAAGAUUACGUUUAAAAAGAGAGAGAAUAUGUAUAGAUUUAUCUGUAUGCUGAGUGUAAAGAAAUAUGCUUGUAAAAUUGUCUUGUUUUUCACUCAGUGUAAAAACAAAGCAUAUACUGUUAUGGUUUUGUGGUUGUACACAGGAUGUGUUGAGAUAUGCAAAUCGUGCUGUAAAAAAAAUCAGCGUUUCCCCUGAGUCUAAAGAAUAAAUAUU
Messenger RNA from Archocentrus centrarchus (flier cichlid), 26312 nucleotides. RefSeq names its product piccolo presynaptic cytomatrix protein b (gene pclob). Gene Ontology annotation, biological process: protein localization to synapse; presynaptic active zone assembly. The coding region runs from base 1 to 23103 and encodes 7700 amino acids. Lineage: Eukaryota; Metazoa; Chordata; Actinopteri; Cichliformes; Cichlidae. Gene Ontology annotation, cellular component: cytoskeleton of presynaptic active zone; glutamatergic synapse; axon. Gene Ontology annotation, molecular function: structural constituent of presynaptic active zone; protein binding; metal ion binding. The record is from RefSeq and is a predicted model, not a curated record. The transcript has 37 exons.